Molecule: messenger RNA, 4860 nt
Organism: Symbiodinium sp. CCMP2592
Lineage: Eukaryota; Dinophyceae; Suessiales; Symbiodiniaceae
Source: the annotation of a GenBank genome assembly
AUGGCGACUCCGAUCGGUUCUCCCCGUGUCCCCUCGACUGUCGGUUCUUCACUAGUGACGCCAGUUGCUCGGGAUGUCGUGGAGCCCGAUGAUAGUGCCCACGCAUCUCGCUGCACUGCGCCCGCCUCGCACGCUUCGCUCGCUCGCUCUGCUUCGCUGCUUGCUUCGCCGCCUGCUGAGGACGAUCAGAGAGCUCAGCACCAUGCGCCGCCUUUGCCAUGCUCUGCUGCUGCUUUCGCAACGCCUGGCACGAUGCCCGCCGGCAUGCUGCCUGCUUCUGCCACCGCUCGUGCUUUGCCUUUGUUGCCUGCCUUUUCUGCGUCCGCUGCUCCUGCUGCUUCCGCACCUACCCUUCUUCCGACCGAUCUUUCAGCUUGUCCUCUGUCCCUUCGCGGGGAUCCAGAGGGCGCUCGGGCCCUCUUUGGGUCCGGGCCGGACGGCCGUGGUCCACCGAUUUCGGACCCGGCGUCCUUCCGCCCACCGCGCCCCGAUUCCUACGGGCCGGUGGCUGGCCGCGGUGGAGCCUCGCUCCCCGACGAGCCCAUGAGCGAGCAUCCGGGUGCACCCCAUGAUUCCGUCGCAACGAUUACCGCGGCGGGUCAUGGUGGUGCCGCCCCCGCCAUCGAUAACGGCGGGUGGCAUACCGGACCCUGUGCUGUCAGGGCCCUGGUCGAUGAAGCCAUUGGGUCAGAAGCAUCCGCGCACAUCGCCACCGAUAUUCUGGCGAUCGCGCAGGGUGUGACCAACACCCAAGCCGACCUCGAUAUACUGAGGAACGGCGUCUCGGAUAUCACCGAAGCGCUCGAGAGCAAGAUCCGAGACAUGUGGGAGCUUCUUCAGGCCGAGUUGAGGAAAGAGCGUGAGCUGUUCAUGCAGUUCCAGGACUCUUUCCGCGAGAGGCGGAUUUCUGAUCACGAAACGCUUGAAGAUCAUUUUGCGAAGCUCACUUCGACGAUCAACGAUCGACUCAUUGAGUUCGAUGAGCGGAUCCAUCAAUUCAACGAAAAGCGUGCUGGGUCGCUAUCCAUGCAGCUUGCCGAAACGAUCCGCCACAUCAAGCAGUACCCAGACGCGCUGCGGCAGAUUCAGAUCAAUAUCUCUAAUGCCGAAGCGCGCGUUGCUGCGGUGGAGCAGAACGCUACCCACCGCAUCGAAGUCAUCAGAUCCGAGAUGAGUCGCGCUCUCUACGAUCAUAAGGAGAGUAACCGAGCUCAUAUCGAUCAGCUGACUGCUCGGAUCCAGCACCUCGAAAACGCUCAUGUCCGCAGAGGCGGUUCUGAUAGAUCAACGCCUUCGCGUCCGGAACGGACGCAGUUCUUCGAUAUCAGUGACCAUGGUGGGGAUAUUCCACGCCCCGCGGACCUGCCGCCAGUUCCAGGUGCUCUAUUCCCUGGCGGACCGACUACAGCCAUUCCGAGGUCUUCCCUGUUGGGUCCGAUCGAUCACGGCUCUCCGCCGGGAUGCAACGCUGCGCCUGCUGAAAAGGCCUCAACGGUUCACUCUCAGACGAGUGGAAUCAAUCUCGAUGAAAUUCUGAGGCGAGCGCAGCAACGAGUCGCUGACGAACAACCUGCCGAAAGCCAUAUCAAGUCGAUGAUGCUCUUCGCGCUGACAUCCGACAUGUCCCUGAAGCUCGAAGCUUCGCUCCUGAGCCCAGGUCAAGCCCGACCUUCCCAUGCCAAAUCUCCUAUGAUACUCGAACCGUCCCGGCAGGGAAGGGACCAUCACGAUGGUAUGAUGCGAUGCUUGGCCGAUCAAAUCUCAUUGGCAACAGUGCUGGCGCACCAAUUCUCCAUAGUCGACCGGUACUUUUACCCUUGCGCCGAACACGAGCGUUACUGCGACGCUUCAGCAUGCUGCAGCCAACGAUGCCAUGCCCCCGAUGCCUACCUUCAGUGCCAGAACGUCCGUUCCUGCACCCAGUGCCGCGCCAUCCGGGUUUGCGGACCGCCGCCCGACAUGGACACCACGGGUCCGGUUUUGGCCCCGGUGGCGGUGGUGGCCCACCCGACGGCACACCUGGUGGUCCGCCUGGUGGUGGUGGCCCUCCUCACAGUAGUGGUCCGCCCCAUGGCGGCCUUGAUCCGCCUAGCAUCAGGCCCUCCGGUCGGCCGAGUGGGAACGAUACGUUCCAGUGCGAGCGCUGCACCGGAACUUUCCCGACCACCGUGCGACGGUCGUGCAUAUCUUGCCGAUUCUCGUGCUGCAACGGAUGCAAAGUGCAAGUCCUUUCGUCUCGAUCCCGAGCCGGAGCCUGCUCAGCUGCGACGCUGGAUAGUCGAUAUGAAAGAGCGAGUCGCGAACGCAUUUGCCUACGAUCCCGGAUACGCACUCUCAUGGGUUGAGAUUCCCGAUGGUACACGAUAUGAGGAUCUCCUCGAUGAGUGCAAGUACGGAAUGCUUGAAAACGAAUGCAACUCUGCGUUCCGUGAGUGCGUCCGAUCCAUUGCACUGAAGAUCCAGACCGAGACCGAGCGCAUGCAUACGAUAAACCGGCGACUCGGAAGUAGGCAGGUCUUGUGGCUAUUGUAUGAUUUCCUUCGACCACAUGUCACCGGCGAUUCGACUUUCAAGCUCGUUGACCUGAUGAAGACCACGAUUGAUCGGUUUACUCAUGGAUCCGAGCAGGAAAGGCUGGAAGCCUUCUCCAAUCGGUGGGAUCAUGUUCUCGCUGGUAUCUCAGUCGAUCGCCCCGAAGAUCCUGUUCUCUGCGCCCUCUUUUACGAGCAGGUGCGUGAGUUCCGCUGUCUCGAGCUCGACAUGCAGCUAUGGGACAGGGACGUAUCCGUACGGAACUACGCAUACUUGCGAACCGUCUGCGUCAAUGCGAUUACAACUUGGCGCCGACGACGCAAUCAAGAAAAGAUGUACACCGCUACAAGGUCUACUUCUGCGCAGAGACGAUACGCUGAGAGGGAGUCCGUACCGAAGGAGCUCGCCGAGGCGCUCGUCACCCAGACGAUCCUCCCCGCGACGCGGAUCGCCAAGGCGAUAUUCCCGCAGUCCGGGACGAGCAGCUCCCGCACCGACUCGCCCGAUGUCGCGAUCCCCGCGAGAGCACUUCUGUUGCCGCUCCUGCGCCUGCUGAGCCCGCGCCGACAUCAAGCAAUGACAGCAUCCUCCUUUGGAGACUUUGCGUUCGCUUGUGCAGCAUCAUUCGAUAUGGCAUGUCCGUCAGUCAAGCGGAAGACAGUGUCAUUUGGGAACACUGAGACCCGCGUGAUAGAGUCUUCUUUCCCGGAGCCGGCCUUCGGCCCCGUCAAUCGCGAGAGGAAUUUGAGCUAUUCGUGGCCGGAAAAUAUCCGUGGUCUGAAUAGCGCUCGCGAGAGGCGAAGAGCCCAUAUGAAAGCCGUGCUGUGGCGAGAGCAGGUUUUGCUCGAUGACAUUGAUGCCAAAACGUUAGGAAAUGAUGCUUGUGUUCUUGAGCUCACGCUUUCUCAGCGGAGCGCUUGCGAAGUCUUUGCUGAAAGGGAUCUGAUCGUCCAGAAUGCUAAGAUCAGUCUUCGGACAGCUAACGGGAAGACCAACACCAAGGGUGUCGCGCAUAUGCGCAUCGAUGGUCUUGAUGAACUGAUUGAAGCUUAUGUGUUGGAAAGCACGAAAAAUUUCCUUUCCCUUGGGAAACGAUGUAAGGAGCUUGGUUAUCGAUUCAUUUGGGAGCCCUUUUGCGAUCCGAUAUUCUUUGAUCCGAAAGGGAAACGCCUCAAGGUCGACGUGAUCAAUAAUAUUCCCUACCUUGCUCCAAGUGAGACAGAGGUAGUGGCCGGCCGACCUGAUCUCCCUCGUGUGUAUCCGGCCCUCCCAGCACCGAUUAUCGUCCACGAAAAGGUCGUUGCAGCUGGUGAGGAGCCUGGCAGCGAAUUAGACGCUGUCGGAGAACUUGAUCUCGAUAUGCCCAACGCCAAGAGCGUUCAGAAGAGUGCACCUGACGAUAACAAGAAGGUGCCCGACAAGGGUAAGCCUCAGUCGCCGCCUGAUGUCUUUGGCGAUCUUCGAGACGUGAACUCGUGCUCCAUGGAUGUGGAGAGGAGGUAUGCACCUUCUGCGAUUCGGGAGAUCUAUUGUGAUAAAGCCCGUGAGUUCAUAUCGACCUGCAAGAAAGUCGGCAUAUCUGUGAAGCACUCCACCCCGGGAAUGCCUCGAACUAAUGCCAUUGCCGAGAGCAAGGUGAAGCUUGUCCUUCAUGGCGCACGUGUGGCGCUACGACAAGCGGGAUUGAGCGCCAAAUUCUGGCCUUACGCAUGCAAGCACUUCUGCCAUGCUCGUAACAUCGAAUUGCGCGAGGGUCAGAGUGCCUAUGCGAUGCGAUUUGAUGGUGUUGAGUUUGACGGUCAGAUUCUGCCGUUUGGUUGCCUUGUUGACUUCUAUCCUACGCCGGCACGAAAACAGACCCGGCGGAGUCAGAGAGAUGAAGUUGUCCUCGGCGAUGGUGAGGAGUACGCCGUACCUGCGCCUGGGGCCGACGGACUGAUUGAUGUCGAAAUUGGUUUCGAUGACGAUGGUUAUUUAGAGUGGAUUGAUGACGGAGACAAUGAUCAAUCUAGCACUCUUCAGGGCGCCGAAGUUGAUCAACGCUUGUCGUCUUACCAACGCCCCAGUAAGUUCUCCCCUACGAGUAAGCCUGGUAUUUUUCUGGGUUAUCAUUUUGAGAACGGGGGCAAGUGGGACGGUGACUACAUUGUCGCCGAUUUGGAAGAUUUCAAACGCGAUGCGUUGCGUGCGAGCGUCCACCAGGUCAAGAAGAUAUAUUGCUCACCCAAGGAGCGAUGGACGUUCCCGAUGCUCGCCGUGUACGACAAGCAGACUCGAUCAAUGUGCAUCAACGAUCCCUGCGAUGCAGUCUUGUGCGCCUCAAUCUAG